Molecule: messenger RNA, 3174 nt
Organism: Penicillium atrosanguineum
Lineage: Eukaryota; Fungi; Ascomycota; Eurotiomycetes; Eurotiales; Aspergillaceae
Product: F-box/WD repeat-containing protein
Exons: 2
Coding region: 1-3174 (1057 amino acids)
Biological process (GO): ubiquitin recycling; proteasome-mediated ubiquitin-dependent protein catabolic process
Cellular component (GO): cytoplasm; nucleus
Molecular function (GO): ubiquitin binding
Source: RefSeq, a predicted model, not a curated record
AUGGCUUCAGAUAAACCCACUUCACUGCUCCACCCCGACCAAAACGCGUCGCUCGCUUCUCCUCCUUCCCAUGAUACCUGCUACUCCGAAUCUCGUCUCGUUCAGUCUCGUCAACGCGAUAUGGAUACCCAUGAGAAGGAUGACCUCGGCCCGGGUCCCUCGAACGACGCCUUCGGGCAGUUCUCGUUCGCCCCGACGACUCGCACCACAGUAGUCACCACCACAACAACUACGACCACCUCAUUCCCUCCUCUGGUCAUCAGGCCCCCGCGGGCUGUCAAGGACCUCGAUGCCCGACAGUAUCCCCUCGCCGCGUCACCCACACCCGCGUCUCUGAGGAAUCUCCGGUUUAAGGUUGGUGACAAAUCCAUCAUUUUCAAUGAACCCGAGGAUGCUGCCACGGCAGGAAUCGAGUUCAAGGAACGGAAUGAUGCCCUCGAGUCCUCCAAUGGACUAAUUCGCUCCGUGAACUCUUUCUCUUCCGAAGACGAUGGCUCUGCUCGACGACUCGCUCCUCCUAGAUCAGUGAUUCGACUAGGUUUGCCGAAUCUUCAAAACCGCCCCGUCUCCCCUGUUUCCAACCCCGACCCUCGCCCAUCUAUUCUCCCUCGUACCCGUGCGUCCCGUGCACCAGCGGAGCCUGUGGCUCGGCGGACUCGUCACGGAGCUUCAACAACAACACAGCUUUCACCCGCCGGUCUUGUCACUCCGGAAACAGAGCAUAAUGUCGGCAGUAUCGGGGAAAGUGCUGCCUCGAGGCCGAGGAUGCACAGCGCGAAUUUCCCGCGCAGGGAAACCCUUCUGCGCUCACCUCUUUCAGCUGAAGUUGGCUCUGGGGCUAUGCGAAAUAUUACACUUCCCGAGAACCGGGAGUUACAAAGUCAGAGUGCUGACUCCAAUGAGGUCCCCGGAUCCGACCUGGCCUCCACUCAAAGCACAUCAUUUGCCUCAACUGAACCUACAUCGCAGCCAAGGCCUGACCUGACUUCUCAGCUUUCCGCAAUCGAUAAUGCUAUGGCCCAGGAUAUGUGCUUACCAAGCCCUAGUCUGUCCCCAGUUGCUGCUAUGAAUGCUCUUCAUGGCGAGUCUUCUUUUGAAUCAGAAGGGCCUGACGUGGACACCGAUUCCAGCCUUGACCACAAUAUAUCACGCCACUCCCGGGCAAUGCGACUUCAUGAUGGAGAGUCCUCCCGGACAAAGAGUCUUGCCUCUCGAUCAGCUCCCUCGCUCAUGGAUAUGCCCAAGGUGCUGGAGUUCUUUGACUCCGUCCCUGAAGAAUUGAAGACCUAUCUGAUGUAUCAGUUUUUGCGGCGAUGCCCCAAACCGACUUUGCAUUUCGUAGCCGACGUUGUUAACCCGACUUUGAAAUGCGAUUUCCUGGCCUUGCUUCCGCUUGAACUCAGCUUGAACAUUGUCAAGUAUUUGGACGUUCAAACAAUGUGCCGUGCGGCUCAAGUUUCGAAAAAAUGGCGGCACAUCAUCAGCUCGGACGAGAAGAGCUGGAAAGAGCUUCUUGACCUCGACGGUCACCUUCUUUCCGAGGGUGAGCUAGAACGGGCUAUUCGGGAAGGAUGGGGCUGGCAGUGCAGCAGUGUGGACGAUUUCGAAAGAGAUCUCAGCUUACCUUGGUCUAGAGGAGACAAUGAGGCACCUCCACUACCAUCCUCUUCUGCUGCCAACGACAGAUCCCCAUUGACAGCUCUGGGCUCUCGACGCCCGAAGCGGAAAGCAAACACGCGUGCUUCCAGUCGGAAACUCGCAAAACGCAAGAUUUCUUCCAGCGGAAGUGGUGUGGACUACCAUGAGCCAGAUUGGAAGAGAGAUAUUGCCGCAUCAGAAGCACCGUAUGCCGCCGCUAACGCUGCAGCUGCAGCUGUUCCCUAUGCCGAAGUCGGUCUGCCUUCUCUCCGCGGAAUGUACCUCUACAAGUCCCUAUAUCGCCGGCACCAUGCCAUUCGCCGAGGAUGGAUGAAGCCUGAAGUUAAGCCUCAGCAUAUUGCUUUCCGUGCUCAUGACCGUCAUGUUGUUACCUGUCUGCAGUUCGAUACUGAAAAGAUUCUUACUGGAAGUGACGACACCAACAUUAAUGUAUAUGAAACGAAGACUGGCGCUUUGAAGGCUACUCUGGAAGGCCACGAAGGUGGUGUCUGGGCGCUCGAAUAUUACGGGAAUACUCUUGUUUCUGGAUCAACUGAUCGCUCUGUGCGUGUCUGGGAUAUCGAACGAGCUCGGUGCACUCAGGUGUUUCAUGGCCACACUUCCACCGUGCGCUGUUUGCAGAUCGUCCUACCAACUGAAAUUGGACGGGAUGCAAAUGGUCGGCCCGAGAUCAUGCCGAAGCAACCCAUGAUUAUCACUGGCUCUCGGGAUUCUAACUUGCGGGUCUGGAAACUUCCCAAGCCAGGAGAUCCCGUCUACUAUCCGACCGGGCCUCUUGCCGAUGAUACAGACUGUCCAUACUUUGUCAGGGUGCUAACUGGCCACACACAUUCCGUUCGCGCAAUCGCAGCUCAUGGCGACACCCUUGUGAGCGGGAGUUAUGAUUGUACCGUGCGAGUGUGGAAGGUCUCAACUGGACAAAUUCUGCACACUCUGCAAGGCCAUUCCUUGAAGGUGUACAGUGUCGUCUUGGAUCCCAAACGCAAUCGCUGCAUCAGCGGUGCUAUGGACCACAUGGUCAAGGUUUGGUCGCUUGAUGAUGGGUCUCUUCUUUAUAACCUCGAAGGUCACACCUCUCUCGUCGGUCUACUUGCCCUGCAAAAUGAUUUCCUGGUCUCCGCUGCCGCAGAUUCUACCCUUCGCAUCUGGGAUCCCGAACACGGUCACUGCAAAAACAUGCUCAGCGCCCACACUGGUGCCAUCACCUGUUUCCAGCACGACGGUCAAAAGGUCAUCUCUGGAUCGGACCGCACCCUAAAGAUGUGGGAUGUUAGCACCGGCGCUUGCGUUCGCGACCUUCUUACCGACCUCAGCGGGGUGUGGCAAGUCAAGUUCAAUGACCGACGCUGUGUCGCUGCCGUGCAGCGUGAUAGCUUGACCUACAUCGAGGUCCUCGACUUCGGAGCCGCUCGUGAUGGUGUCCCCGAAAAUAAACUCGGCAAGCGAGUCGCAGUCAACCGUCGCGGACGGGAGAUUUCCAGCGGCAGUGUGGAUUCCGACUCCGAUUCUGAUUAA